UAGUUUACUUUUGUGCGAAGCAUGUGGUAGUAAUAUACCCAAGGGGGAUAUUUAUAGAGCCGGUGAGUACGUGACGGCAGUGAUAAUUAUGUCGGUACAAAUAUUAUUGCUCAUGUACUUGCUAAAACUUAUAGUGCAACAUUCAAUCCGCAGCCUUUUGAGUGCCUAAUCUUGUUGUGGUUUCAUGUAAGUAACAUUUUCGACGGAAAUCAGUAACGCCUGUGAAGGAUUGGUACGGAAUACAUCGCUGUACAUCGGAAGAACGUGAGAGUCUCAGAGGAUCAAUCUGCGAACUGCGAUGCAUAAAAUAUGCAUUAAAUCCUGGGGACAAUCACAAUCGACACCUGGACUCAAUCGCACAAACAUUUCUGACACCGUCUCGGAAAUCGGAAAUUUUUCCAGCAACCCAGUUUUGUUUACCCAUCCGCCAGUCUUACAACGUCGUGGAAACGUCGGUGAGGUCCGAGUUCGAGGACUGAAUUUAGACUUGAACCAUGGCUUCUUACCCGGUCUUGAAGAGCCACAGGAUGCUCGGAAGAACAGACAUUUGAAUAUUUUGUUGAACUGGCUGCGUGAGCAUCCUGAUGAUUUCCAUAACGCUGCGCCGGAAAUAAUUUGUUGGAGCUCCACCCUGAAGGAGGUUAUGCUCACAGCGGUACAUGUGAAAGCCCCAAAAGGUCAGAUGAAUAGCCAAGAUCUGCUCUAUGUACUGCAGACCCGAGUGCUGAAAAAAUCGAGUGAUGAUAGCCGCUGGCAUUGGGUGGAUCAUUGCGGUUUGCAAGAUCGACAGAGUGCUGUACAUGGCACUAGACGGCUACACAUAUCCGGAACAAUACCAUGAGCGGCUGCUGUC
Messenger RNA from Paramacrobiotus metropolitanus, 853 nucleotides. RefSeq lists its product as uncharacterized. The transcript is spliced from 3 exons. The coding region runs from base 299 to 841 and encodes 180 amino acids. NCBI's taxonomy places the organism in Eukaryota, Metazoa, Tardigrada, Eutardigrada, Parachela, Macrobiotidae. The record is from RefSeq and is a predicted model, not a curated record.